AUGAACAAAACCAGUGCAUUAUCACCAAGUGGAUUCAACAACUGGUCUAAUCUUCAUACAAGGUUGUAUGAGCAUGAAAAUUCUAAAAACCAUUUGGAAGCCACAUGGCAAUUCUGGGAGUUAUACCAAAGACAUUAUAGUGGACAGACUAUUCACAAAGAACGUGAACUAACUAUUAAUAAACAUGCAAAGUACUGGCAGCAAGUAUUCAAAAGGCUAGUGGCAAUAGUGCAGUUUCUUGCUGAGAGAAAUCUAGCGUUAAGAGGGACAGAAGAAAAAGUUGGUAAUGAGAGUGUACACAAUGGAAACUUUUUAGGUUUAGUGGAGCUGUUUGCAAAGUUUGACUCUGUUCUUGAAGAACAUUUACGUAAAGUCAAGGCCAACGAAAUUCAUAAUCACUAUUUAGGAAAAGAUACUCAGAAUGAACUACUAGACAUUAUGGCUACAGCUGUUUUGAAUGAGAUACUGAAUCGCGUAAAAGCAGCUAAGUACUAUGCCAUAAUUUUAGACUGCACACCUGACUUGAGCCACCAGGAGCAAAUGUCUCUAACGAUCAGGUAUGUUUCUGAUGGCAACUUGGCUCCUUCAGGUGUUUAUGAACAUUUCAUACAGUUUAUGCAGGUUGAAAGUAGCACAGGAGAAAAUUUAUAUAAAACAUUAUUAAACACACUAGAGGAAUUAAAAUUGGAUGUGAAAGACAUUCGAGGCCAAGGUUAUGACAACGGUAGCAAUAUGAAAGGUCACACAUCGGGAGUACAAGCACGGCUGUUGCAGGAUAAUCCAAGAGCCUUCUUUGUACCCUGCGCAUGUCACAAUUAUAACCUGUUACUAGGAGAUGUAGCCAAGUGCUGUCCAGAUGCUAUAACAUUUUUUGGGAUCUUGCAAAGGAUCUACAUAAUGUUCUCAGCAUCAACAAAGAGGUGGGCAGUUUUUAAGAAACAUGUACCUGGGUUAUCAGUGAAACCCUUGAGCGACACAAGGUGGGAGUGUCGGAUUGAUAGUGUUAAAGCUAUUCGUUAUCAGGUUGGAGAAGUAUAUGAUGCACUUGUGGAAACAUCAGAGAUAACAGAUGAGCCCAAGGUAAAAGCAGAGACAGAAGGUUUAGCAAACCAGCUAAAAGACUAUAAAUUUUUAGUUUCUUUGAUAUUUUGGCAUGAUUUACUUUUUAAAGUUAACUAUGUUAGCAAGGAACUACAAGGUAAAACAAAGGACAUUGAUGAAGGCAUGGAGUCAUUUGAAAAACUAUUAUCAUGGCUAAGAAAAUAUAGAGAGAGUGGUUUUAAUGAUGUCCUAAUAGGCGCAAAUGAUUUGGCUGAAGCUGUUGAAUUACCACUAGAAUUUAGGAAAUUUCAAGAUAAACGACUACAAAGAAGGAAGAGAAUGUUUUCAUAUGAGGCAAAAGAUCAAGCUUUCGAUGAUCCAAAAGAAGCAUAUAGAGUUCAGUGCUUUACCUUAGUGCUAGACAAAGCUAUUCAAUCUCUAGAAUCUAGAUUUAUGCAGCUUAAAAGCCAUAUAAAAUUAUUUGGAUUUUUAAAUAACUUUCAGGGCUUACAAAAGGCAGAAAUAAGGAAACACACAGUAGACCUUGAAGCAGCUUUAAUUGACACCAAACUAAAACAGAACACUGAUGUAGAGGUAGGCACUGUAACAAGUAAAGAUGUAGAUGGUUAUCUGUUGGCUGAAGAACUUGAAGCUCUGAAAACUUUUCUGCCCACCAGUGUCGCCAAGCCCCAAGCCCUGUUUGAAUACCUGGUA
Homarus americanus (American lobster) is the source of this 1755-nucleotide messenger RNA. RefSeq names its product zinc finger MYM-type protein 1-like. Lineage: Eukaryota; Metazoa; Arthropoda; Malacostraca; Decapoda; Nephropidae. The transcript has a single exon. The annotation marks the transcript as partial. The record is from RefSeq and is a predicted model, not a curated record.